Messenger RNA from Kickxella alabastrina, 2333 nucleotides. RefSeq lists its product as uncharacterized. NCBI's taxonomy places the organism in Eukaryota, Fungi, Kickxellomycota, Kickxellomycetes, Kickxellales, Kickxellaceae. The transcript has a single exon. Gene Ontology annotation, molecular function: nucleotidyltransferase activity. The coding region runs from base 85 to 2088 and encodes 667 amino acids. The record is from RefSeq and is a predicted model, not a curated record. Gene Ontology annotation, biological process: RNA 3'-end processing.
UUGCAAUUCUUUGCAUUUUAGUUACCUUUAAUUUAUAUUAUUUUUUCCACUUGUAUUGCACAAUCAAUUACUUACAAAUUCAAAAUGAAAAAUCGCUAUAAGCACUCAGCGCGCAACCAGGCGAAACCUAUCGAUUCAAAAGGUCAUUUGCGCGGAUUUGGACCUGCCGGACUAACGCGCUUUCCCGAAAUUGAGGACGUGUGCGAGGCUAUGGAGGGCAAAAGAGCAUACUGUCAACAAACUUUUGCUACGACCGUGCGAUUUGCGCAGUUAGUAGACGCUACCCUCGGAAAAAUGGGCAUGGCAUACAAAUUGGGCAACGCGAGCACAGGGAAGGCCAUGGAUUACCAAACCUGUGCGCACAUUAUUUACGGCGCCAUGCUCAAGAAACGUGGGGGCCUAGAGCCAAAUUUGGGCAAAAUUUCGGAAUUAGAAGCCAUAACAGCCUUUAUGUUUGAUAUGGUAAACAGGUUCAAAGUGUAUUAUCCUGACACUAUAACGGUUACCAGUUUAUCAGGGCACCUGGACGGACACCUUUUGUACAUGGCAUCUGGCUCGUACAACACAAUUAAACGCUUAACUUUAAAGCAUGUCACUGACAACGGACCGCGCCUACUCGAUCCAUUGAGCGACAUUGCGCAAACCCCCUUGCUAUUGACCAAUGCCGAGCUCCAGCGAGUAGAGAAGGACAUUGAUGAGUUGGAGAAACAGUCGCAGCCCAGCGCACAGAAUACGCGCGAGGUCGAGAAUGUUAUAAACAUCAUCAACAACCUGGCUAUUAAAAAAUUCCCAACAAAUAGGGUGCGCGUCAGCCUGUUUGGAUCGCGCGUCUAUGGUAUGUGCUCCAAUAACAGUGACCUGGAUAUUUCGGUGACAGCCGAGCUGGACACUACAGACUACGAUACCGCUUUGGCCCGCUUUCUUAGCCAAGUCGCAAUAAUGAUCGAGUAUGUCCGUGGCUUCUCUCGUGUCGUAAAGAUCACGCGUACACGUGUGCCCAUUAUCAAAUUCACGUACAUGACUCCCAGCGGUACCAGGCUUAACGGCGACAUCUCGAUCAACAACAAUAUUGGAGUGGCCAAGACUGAUAUGAUCGCGCAGUACAUCAGGAUGGAUCCGCGCGUCCGCCGGGUGCUCUUGGUUCUCAAGAAGUGGGGCGCGAGGCGAGAAAUCCCCAAUUACAACGUCAUGAACUCGUACGGCCUGAUGAUGAUGGGCAUUACGUUCCUUAUAAAUCAGGGGGUUGUGCCACCGCUGCAGAUGCUGUCGACCACUGAGGUGACUGAUGAGACCUGGCGGAACCUUGGCGCAAUACACUCGAGUAGCUCCUUGGUCAACUCUCUCUACCAGUGUGGCAGCCCGGGUGUAGCUGAAAACUUGAAUUUUCAGACUGCCAAUGGUGUCAGAUGCCUGGAAACCGACACUAUUCUGCCUGACUGCCCUAUUGACGGCAUGCGCACGUACUUUUACUCAGACAUUAAAGCGGCGCAAUCGUGGCAGAGCAAGAAUACGGACUCGGUGCCGCUGCUGAUAUACAAGAUGUUCCAAUACUACGGCUGCAAAUUCAACCCGAUGGCCAACGUCAUAUCGCCACGCCUGGGCUCAGCUGAGAUCCCAAGGGCGUAUUUGCCUCAACUCAAAGCUCCCAGCCCUAAUAUAUAUUUAUCCCAGCGGCAAAAAUGGCGCAAGGACCUGCGUCUCCUAGUCAUCGAGGACCCGUUUGAGUUGACUUUGAACUGCGGCCGCAAUGCAGGCCCCGAAUGGGUCGAGUGUUUUCUCUGGGAGAUGCGGCGGGCGGCUUGGGCGAUGCUUCCUAAGGAGAAAGCUAAACAUUAUGGCAGCAUUAGGCGGAUGAUGCUGCCUCCUUCAAGGGAUAUUUACGAGACGGCUGAGAUGUGGGCGUUGACUUUCCGCAUUCUGAAGGACGAGUUACACAUUUACCUUAAGGCACGUAAUGCAAAGGCGAUCAAAGAGUUGUAUGGGGAUCCAGUAAUCGACUUGGAGGUUAUGGAGAACGCGCAGAUGGAUGCCGAUAGUGCGCCAGCGAAUAGAUGUGCCACACUUAAUAGGUAUUGGUUUGCAAUGUAAAUGAGCUUGUUACAUACUUGUAAGCAAUUUGCUACUUGCACCUGCCUUAAUGUGCUCAAUUGCAUUUUUUUUGGGAUGGAAAAUGGCGAGAACAUAAAACAAUGAAUAAAUUUUUUUGUCCAACACCAAUUCCAGGUUACGACAUUAAAUGGUUUAAUGUCGCGAAAAUGAAAACCUGCAUCAUCGCGGGUCAAACAAUGAUUCCCUAGACAAUGAAUUGUCUUGCUCAACAUAUCAGGGCAUCU